Penicillium subrubescens is the source of this 1816-nucleotide messenger RNA. It is a transcript of the gene cdc42, whose product is annotated as Rho family GTPase CDC42. The transcript has 5 exons. The record is from RefSeq and is a predicted model, not a curated record. Gene Ontology annotation, biological process: small GTPase-mediated signal transduction. Bases 422 to 1003 code for a protein of 193 amino acids. Gene Ontology annotation, molecular function: GTP binding; GTPase activity. Lineage: Eukaryota; Fungi; Ascomycota; Eurotiomycetes; Eurotiales; Aspergillaceae.
CAAAAGUCCCAAAUUUAUUAUUUGCACUGUGCACUUGGACACUCUGGGCUUAAAAAACGGGCGCCUUUUUUAGUUUCUCUCUUUGGGGGGACUUGGAAGCAACUCGGACCACUCACAAUCCAGGGUGAACCACUUGGACGACCUCCCAUCUGUCUUCUUCUCUCUCCUCCCCUCCAGCUAGUCUAGUUACCUACUGUGCUGCUACUCUGUCUCCCUUUUUUUUCGUGUUCUAAGAGGCCCACCUUUUCUCCUCCACCGCUGCCGCUGCCGCUGCCGCUGCACCUCCAACCUUCUUCUCUCUCUAACUUGGACCUUUCACCAAUUCCCAACCUUCACACCCUCCAACACCUUCUCCUCCUCCCUCCGCCCACUACUCUCCUCCUUUCUCCAUCCUCACGUCCGGUACUGUCCCGAAACAAAAAUGGUUGUCGCUACCAUCAAGUGUGUCGUGGUCGGCGACGGUGCUGUGGGUAAGACCUGCUUGCUCAUCUCGUACACAACCAACAAGUUCCCCUCCGAAUAUGUCCCCACCGUGUUCGACAACUACGCCGUGACCGUGAUGAUCGGCGAUGAGCCCUACACUCUCGGUCUCUUCGAUACCGCCGGUCAGGAGGAUUACGAUCGCCUGCGCCCGUUGUCCUACCCCCAGACUGAUGUCUUCUUGGUCUGCUUCUCCGUCACCUCCCCGGCCUCCUUUGAGAACGUGAGGGAAAAGUGGUUCCCCGAGGUCCACCACCACUGCCCCGGUGUUCCCUGCCUGAUCGUCGGCACUCAGACCGAUUUGCGCGACGACCCUGGUGUCCGGGAGAAGCUGGCUCGCCAGAAGAUGCAGCCUAUUCGGAAGGAGGACGGUGACCGCAUGGCCAAGGAUUUGGGUGCAGUUAAAUAUGUGGAGUGCUCUGCUCUGACGCAGUACAAGCUGAAGGAUGUCUUUGACGAGGCUAUCGUGGCUGCCCUCGAGCCCGCGCCCAAGAAGAAGUCAAGGGGCUGUCGCCUGUUGUGAUCCACUCCCCCGUACAAUUUUUUACAGAUACGACGGAAUGAAUUUUUGUUUUUUUCUUUUAUUUUUCUCACUUAUUUUGGGAGGCAAAUUACUUGGCUGGACUAUGUUUACUGGGAUAUCCACGAGGGGAGAUGAGAAGGAAAAAGGGGAGGAGAUGGAAUUUCUUUGUUACUGAGCUAGCGUUUGCUAUCUGAAGCCUCUCGAUCUGAUGAUCUCGAUUCGAGCUUUCUACGCCAUGAAUCUUUUAUGGUAUUCUUCAGCUGUUGCUUCUGCUGUGCUCAUCCUUGAUAGCUCCAUCUAUCGCCUGAUGGUGAUUCUCUCUCUUUGGGAUCCCCUUGCCAUCUCGACCAGAUCUCCCGGUUCGCCGAUUUCUAGCCUACCUACCUUCCUCUCCUCCUCCCCCCAUUCCCCUUUUCUUCCACCCUUCUCUUUGGCUUCGACUGUGUCCAUCUGUCGCCUAUCCUUCGACCCGCAGAUCAGAUCUCCAUCUCGAACCGAUUUCAAUGCCACAUCCCCUCCGGCGACGUGCUUCUCCCCAACCACCUCCACGCAACCCCAUCCACUCCUUCAAAUCGACAGCGACCGCGAGCUUUCCCCCCCUUCCUCACUCUUCUCGCGUCCCUUUCUUCUUCCCCGAUCACGUACGACUUUUCUCGCACAUCGAUUCCCCCCCUCGUUGUUCGUUUUUCCCCGCAUCUUUCCCCGCACGACAUGUUGUUCACCUCUUUCAUCGUCUCUCUCGGCGUUGGACGUCAGGGCGUCGUGUUUUUGGCUGGCCGAUGAUAUUUUCCCGUCCUUUAUUAUUCUUGCUAU